Oncorhynchus nerka (sockeye salmon) is the source of this 7138-nucleotide messenger RNA. RefSeq names its product protein ARK2N-like. The transcript is spliced from 3 exons. The record is from RefSeq and is a predicted model, not a curated record. Lineage: Eukaryota; Metazoa; Chordata; Actinopteri; Salmoniformes; Salmonidae. Bases 274 to 1518 code for a protein of 414 amino acids.
CGCACAUUUUUAUGUGAACAUCGGCCGGUGGGGACAUUUUGAAAUAAGUAGCUAGCUGGUAUUCGUAUGUGUGAAUGGACUAAGGUUGACGUUGCAAGUGUAUUAUUUGUAUAAGUCAUACAUAAAUAUAUAUGCAUAUAUAAAAAUAAGAUGUCACAGAAGUCGGACACUGAAGAAACAAGCGUGUAACACCCGGUCCAAGGUGAGUUCCUGUCCAGGCCCACUCUUCUAAGACAGUCAGACCACGGGGCCCUACUCUCAACUAGCCUUAAGAUGGCAGACACAGAGGAGUUUGUGGAUGGCGAGAACCUCCCAGAGUGUCCUGCACAGGUGGGGUCAGCAGCUGCUUUUAGGGGGGAGCAGGGGGAGCCCUUUAAAACAGAGAGCACCACCAGCUUUCCACCAGGAGAAGAGUGGGACAGUCCCUUGCAGAUGGAGGGUGAGCCCAGCCUGCUCUCCAUGCCCUGCCUCAUGAAGGAGCUAAGGAGAGACUCUCCAGAGUCCCAGCACGCCUCCACCAGCAGUGACAAGCCCGCCUCAGGCCACGUCUACGAGAGCGACUCCUCCAACCCCUGUAUGCUCUCGCCCUCCUCCAGUGGUCACCAGGCCGACUCAGACACACUCUCUUCUGGUGAGGAGGGAGCCGCCUCGCGGGCGUCAGGGGAUGAGGGCACCACGGUGGCUGACACCGGGCUGGCAGCAGGGUGCCAAACGUCAUCGUCAAGCAGGCAAAAGUCCCGGCGUUCACGUUCUGAAAGUGAGAUGUCCACCAACACAAUGGCAGCCAAGAAGAACCGCUGCCAGCCGGCUGUGGCAGGAGGAGCAGGCGGCGAGAAGCAGACCAACGGCCGGCUGGCUAAAGUCAAAGGUCACCGGAGCCAGAAGCACAAGGAGCGGAUACGGCUGCUGAGGCAGAAGCGUGAGGCAGCGGCGAGGAAGAAGUACAACCUGCUGCAGGACAGCAGUACAAGUGACAGCGACCUCACCUGUGACUCUAGCACCAGCUCCUCUGAAGAUGAGACAUCAGGCGGCAAGACAAUCACCACAGAUAUCCCAGCUGGCUUCUGCCGUGCAGCGGAGGGUUCCGGAGUGAGCGCUCAGAUUCAGGACCUGUUGGACAGCGGUGGCUCGUGGGACAGGAACAGCAUUGGCAGCGUGCUGGAGGAGGCCAUGACGCGCUUCGCCGUGAUGCAGCAGCAGACCGAGGAGCGCUUCCGCGUCUGGAUGGAGAAGCUGACGCGCCUCGACUCGGACGACAGCGGCGACUCAUCCAUCCACUCGAGCGACGCCCCUGUGCGGCACCGUCACAGGGCGCCACGCCCGUCACUGCCCAGCUCCUUCCUUCCCUCGUCGGAGUCGCAGGAGACAAUGGUGGUGUACAUGUUGGCCCAGGAGAACAUCACCAUGAGCAGCAUGUCCCCCGAUCCCCUCAACAACAACGUCCUGCCUGACGUAGUGCCAGUGGCCACCCAAAAUGGAAACCCGGACAUUUCCGACCCCGGGCUAUUGAAAGUUUAGAUGGGCUUGUUUGACUCAUGGACUGCAUUAGUGUUGUAUUUCCAGAAUGGAUAAAGUUCCAUUACCAUCACGCACACAGUGAUGAUUGCAGAUGUGCUUAUCUGAUUUCCAAAUGUUAUCGUUGAUUUUAGUCACCAAGCCACCAAUUCUACUGAAAGUCCAUUAUGUGCAGUAUUCCAUACUAGUUAACCCGGAGAGCAUGGCAUUGCCUGUGUUUUUACAUAAAGACUGUACAAGUACAAAAACAACACAAUCAACCGCAGUUAGAAACAGGUGAUUACAUUUGAAUGGCACUCUAAAGUCCUCCAUGCCUGCAGAACUUGAAUCACUGUGAUUCACUGCACUGAAUCCAUGUGAAAUCUCUUAAUGCGUUUUAAACAACUCAACGGAGCCAAAUGACUUGUUUGUACUGCAUAACAUGCAUCAUUGACACGGACAAUGCAUAUUUUAUCGACAGAUACUGUCAAGUCAGGGCUCUCAUUGUAUUGCUUGCAGUAUGGCCUAUUCCAAAAGUAUACAUGUUUACCAGCUAACACACACACACUGUGUCAGUUCGCACAAAAACGUGCAUUACAGCACCCCAGACAACCAAUUAGGCAGGGGGCUGCUUCAUAGCAUGUGCCUUGACAUACUGAAUUCAUGCUGGGAAUGAGAACGUUGUGAGGAAUAUCAUACUGCCAUUUUACUCAGAGCAACAGCCACUAGGUUAGGAUUUGUAAUUGAUUAAAUACUGCUCUACUAACAGUAAACAUUCUGGAGAGAAUUAUAUUCUUAACGCAAUAUACCCACUGCCCCAUAUGAUUCCUUGAAUUUGUAUGUCCAACUCAGAACGUUGUUAAACUUUUAUAUGUAGGUAGAGUGGAUGUCUCUUUUCACCUGAACAGCUGUUGUGGUGGCACUGAUACUGUGAAAGAUUAGGCCUAAUACAGUGAUAGCAGUUGAGAGAAACGUUUUUUUUUUUUUUAAAUUUUAUGUGCAGAUUGUGGGCCUUAGAUGUGUUAUCUUUUGAGUUGAACAAGAGAUAAAAUAUCAAUAUUAUUAUUUUCAUAUCCUCAUAGUGGUGAGUAGGGCGGGAACAAUACCUGUAUCACAAUAUUUUUUCCAUGGUAAAAAAGAACACGAAGCAGAUCAAACUCUUUGGUCCUUUAAAAAACUGCUGUAGAUAAAAUAUUCUGUGCUAUAGCUGGAUGACAACAUAAUGUUUGUUUCUGACCUUAGGGCUGUUUUCCUAAAUGUUAAAUCUGCUUUGUUUUUUGUUUCCUUGCCACGAUACUAACGCAAUACUGGUAUAGUCCCGGCCCUAGUAGUUAGGUGUUGGUUGUGUGUUUGUCUGCCAACCUGGCCUGUGCUUGAUGCAAACGCAGCCUUUUUUAGACUAGUAGUUGUAUUGAUAAUACUUGUAUUAUCAAACUGAAACCAGGUUUCACACUAACACAACAGACGUUGGGUUCCAGAGUGGUAAAGCGUAUGUUUGUUUACUAGUUCCUAUAUCGGCCUACAUAAGAUACAGGUGACAACGUGGCUUUUUCUGGUUCAGAUCCUGUUGCUUGAGUCUGAACAACCUUCUCCAGUUUCUUGUAAAAUAAUAAAGAUGGGGCCUCCCAUGUGGCUCAGCGGUCUAAUGCUGACCCCGGUCACCAGUGGAAAGGUGUUUUCUCCGACACAUUGGUGCAGCUGGCUUCCGGUUAAGCUGGUGGGUGUUAAGAAGAGCGGUUAGGCGGGUCACGUUUCCGAGGACGCGUGACUCCACCUUCUCCUCUCCCGAGACCGUUGGGGAGUUGCAGCGAUAAGACAAGAUUGAAAAAGGGGGGUAAAAAAAAAAGAAGAGAACUUCUUAAAACACCACAUUCAGGACAGCUAAAGGAACAAAUCUGGAAGCAUAUUCAGUUGGGCUGUAUCUUUUGGUGUAUCGCAAUUUGCAGAUCAAAAUGUACUGUGGAAUAUAGCGACAGUUAUCAAUUCCACAUGGUUUAAACUGCAUCAAAUUCUUACUGUUUGCUUGUGAUCUUCACUGUAUGUCAGUGUCAAAUAUGUGUUCAUAUGCUCAUGAAUUGUAGUGAUUGACAUUCUUUGAUACAUUUUUUUUUUAACCUUUUAUGUUAACAAGACUUUGUCCACCUUCCAUCUCCUGCCUUUAAUUUCAUGGUGCACAGUUCAUUUGAUAUAUUUGGUUUGCCUUAUUGUCUGGUAUGGAUCACAGUACUGUAAAUUGUCUUCUAUUUGUUUACCACAGUAUUGUAUCAUGUCAGCAUCUCACUGGAGAGCGAGAGCGAGCCCAGUUUUACAAGUACAUCAAAUACCUUUAUGGUUAUUCUCCAUUGAGGACAGGUAUGAUUAACAAAGUGAGAAUCUUGGUUUAUAUUAGUCAUUUUUAUCUUCAUUAGGCCUAGUUAUAGGGAGGGCCAAGAGUUGUUCCUGACCCUGUGAUUCUGAUCAGCCAGGAAAACUCUGGGCCCUUAUCCUUUGGAUCCUUUUUAUUUUGGCCCCCUCAAAGUUUUUAAUAAAGAAUGUAUGUGUACAAAACAUGAAGGACACAUGCUCUUUCCAUGACAUAGCCACCCUUUGCCUUGACGGCUUUGCACACCUGGUCUGUCUAUUUGAAUAAUCUCAAAUAUAACAUAUAUAUUUUGAUUUGUUUAACACUACAUGAUUCCAUAUGUGUUAUGUCAUAAUUUUGAUGUCUUCGCUAUUAUUCUACAAUGUAGAAAAUAGUAAAAAAUAUAGAAACUCUUGAAUUAGGUUUUCUAAAACUUUUGACCGGUAGUGUUUAUAUAAAACACAGUGCACUUGGAAAGUAUUCAGACCCCAUCACAUUGUUAGGUUACAGCCUUCUUCUAAUUUUUGUAUUUAAAAAGAAAUAAAAAAUGCUCAGUCUACACACAAUACCCCAUAAUGACGAAGCAAAAAGUACUUAAAAAAACAACAUCCGCUUCAGAUCCUCUCAAGCUCUGUCAGGUUGGAUGGGGAGUGUCUCUGCACAGCUAUUUUCAGCUCUCUCCAGAGAUGUUAAAUCAGAUUCAAGUCCGGGCUCUGGGCUCGGCCACUCAAGGAUAUUCAGAGACUUGUCCCAAAGCCACUCCUGCGUUGUCUUGGAUAUGUGCUUAGAUAUGUCCUGUUGGAAGGUGAACCUUCGCCCCAGUCUGAGGUCCUGAGCGUUCUGGAGCAGGUUUUCAUUAAGGAUCUCUCUGUACUUUGCUCCGUUCAUCUUUCUCUCGAUCCUGACUGGUCUCCUGCAUCUGAAAAACAACCCCACCAUGCUUUACCGUAGGGCUGGUAUUGGCCAGGUGAUCAGCGGGGCCUGGUUUCCUCCAGAUGUGAUGCAUGGCAUUCAGGCCAAAGAGUUCAAUCUUGGUUUCAUCAGAUCAGAGUCCUUUAGGUGCCUUUUGGCAAACUCAGUGGGCUGUUGUGCCUUUUACUGAGGAGUGGCUUCCGUCUGGCCACUCUACCAUAAAGGCCUGGUUUGGUUGAGUGCUGCAGAGAUGGUUGUCCUUCUGGAAGGUUCCCCUUCCUUCUGGAAUGUUAUCCCAUUCCCACAGAGCAACUCUGGAGCUCUGUCAGUGUCACCAUCAGAUUCUUGGUCAACUCCCUGACCAAGGCCCUUCUCCCCCGAUUGCUUAGUUUGGCCGGGCAACCAGCUCUAGCAAGAGUCAUGGUGGUUCCAAGAUUCUUCCAUUUAAGAAUAAUGGAGGCUACUGUGUUCUUGGGGAAAAUGCUGCAGGCAUUUUUUGGUACCCUUCCCCAGAUCUGUUCACGACACAAUCCUGUCUUGGAGCUCUACGGACAAUUCCUUUGACAUCGUGGCUUGGUUUUUGCUCUGACAUGCACUGUCAACUGUGUGACCUUAUAUAGACAGUUGUGUGCUUUUCUAAAUAAUGUCCAAUUAAUUGAAUCAGCCGCAGAUGGACUCCAAGUUGUAGAAAUAUCUCAAGGAUGAUUAGUGUAAACAGGAUGCACCUGAGCUCAAAUUCGAGUCUCGUAGCAACUGGUCUGAAUACUUACGUAAAUGAGGUAUUAAAAAAAAAAAAAAUCAUUUUAGAAUAAGGCUGUCACAUAACAAUGUGGAAAAAGUCCAGGAGUCUGAAUACUUUCCGAAGGCACUGUAUGAACUGUAACUCUGUAAAAUCUUUGAAAUUGUUGCAUUUUUAUGUUUUGUUCUGUACAUUUUCAUCUCAAAGCAGUCUCGGACUGCCCGCUGACCGUGCUGCAAUGAUCUCUGUCAGAUCCCGCGGGAAUGCAGCCCUCUAGUGCAGGAUUAGGUGGUGACGGGUCCCAUCAGGGUCAGACAGCCAGGCAAGACCAGUCUAUAGAGUUCAGGGGAAUUUUACAGUAUAUAACAAUAUCAGUGAAUGAUACAACGUUCCAUCUUGACUUGAUGGGUAAGACCUACAGUAGCUACAAGACAGCAGCUUAAAGCUACAGUCUGGGAUCUGGGAAUAAUGGUCAUUUUCAAUUAUUGAACCAUUUGAUUCUAUUUUUGGAUAAAAUUAUGUAUAAAUGUACACCAAGUUAAUUAUUUGUCAUGCCUCAAUUUAAGAGGUUCGGAUGGUGACAGGGUCAGUUAGCCAAGGAAGACCAGUCUGUGACGGAGCUGAGGUGAACGCAACACUUUUAUUUUCUCUGUGAAGCAAACCCUGAACACGCCAGAUGCUUUUAUUUUUUAGGCGGCAUGACAAACCACAAGUUGUUUUACAAACUGGUCAAGGGGUAUUAGAGGCUUUUCCCGAUGACACAAAACAUGUAAAACAAAAAUGUGAAGAAGACCUGGUAGAAGCUAUCGAUGAUGAUGAAUGGAUACAGAUGUGUUUGAAUGCCCAGUCAUGUGCAUAUCAUCUCAGUCAUAGAUUUCUGCAGUUUAAGACCAUCCUUAGAAUGUAAUAUAUGCCAGUGAAACUGAAUUACAUGCACUCAGAAAUGUCAUUCCUCUGCUGGAGAUGUAAACACAAAAGGGGACAUAUUUGCAUAUGUUUUGGUCUUGUGAAGGCUGGCUGAAUUCUGGCAAAGAGUAUGAUCUUUUAUCUCAGCAUGUCUACAGAUUCUCCCAUCUCCCUGUUUUUUUUUUUUUUUGCUUAGAAAUGUUGAUACUGGAGACCAUCUGAAGAAACAGUGUAAUCAGAAAUGUAUUACAAGAUUAAGGGUAUACUGGGCAACUUUCAUGAGGUCUGGAUUACUUGAAUGGAAUACAGUACGACUAAAGGAGUCUGUAUUGAAAACGUGCCCACGUCAUGGAAGAUACCUAUUUCGGCAAUCCCUAGCUGCUGGAUUGCUCAGUCCUGGCCCUGGGUGUCUGCCAUCCUGUGGGUUGUCACGUUGGCCUUGGCCUAAAACACCCUAAACCAAUAAUGAAUGUUUCACUAAGAUCCUAAACCUUAGUGGGGUGUGUUGGGUUGAGGUGCUGCAGGGUGGUGGACCACUAGCAACAGGACGGAGUGACAUUGCUUUAUUAUGUGCAAAAAAUGAUGUAAAAAGAGCUCUAUCGUACUAUUAGGCCCAUGAGAUUAAUUAUUUGGAGAAUUUGCUGUUUCUGGUUGUUAAAGUAUAUUUGAGGUGUAUGUGUUAUGUCUUUUUUUUUUACCUUUCACUUGGGAACAACAAAAAAAUAAAGAUGGGAACUGGUAAGGAA